Messenger RNA from Eriocheir sinensis (Chinese mitten crab), 2130 nucleotides. RefSeq lists its product as uncharacterized. The record is from RefSeq and is a predicted model, not a curated record. The transcript has 3 exons. NCBI's taxonomy places the organism in Eukaryota, Metazoa, Arthropoda, Malacostraca, Decapoda, Varunidae. The coding region runs from base 197 to 916 and encodes 239 amino acids.
CAUGUUGGCCGCCAGAGUGUUCCAUCGAGUGGUCUUGUUUACCCGCUCAGCUGAUGGACGUGAUGGCCCCCAGGCGUCACCCAGGAGGCCCCCGCUGACGCCCCGCCACACCCAUCACCGUGUUGCCUCCCCCGUGUGUCACCAAGGGGGUUCAUGGCAGAGGGUGAGGAGUGACGUGAGGGAGACAGGGUGAGCAAUGAAUACAAAUGUCGGGGAACCAUAUGACAUUGUGUCCAUAAACAAAGCUCUCGAUGAUUUGGGUAUGUUAAGCACCUCCACAAAUAGCCGAAAAGAAUACCUUCAGGAGUAUCUUAUGGCUGGAAUGGAGAAGCUCAACAUGGAUCAGCCUGGACCCUCCACAUCUCGAUGGGACACCCAGAAGAGCCCAGGCUCCUCUCACUCAACUGAGAAAGAGAACACCAACAUUGGGGGCUUCCAGAUACUGAAGAUGAACUCUGCCUUCAUCACCAGCUUCACAGCUGGUUAUGAGCUGCCCUGCCAAGGAUUAAGAGAGCGCUUCACAAAGCGUGUUCACAAAUGCUGCUAUAUCAAGAGGAGACGACUCCGAACGCACCCAUAUGAUAACAGCAACAGCUCAGUUAUCACCAGCACCAAUAGCUCCUCUGGCUACUCCAGUGGGGCAUAUAGACUGAGGACCACCAGUUUAAGCAGUGGAACUAGUAAAAACAAAAGUAGUGGAAGCUGCAAUAAUGCUGUCUCCAUUGGUAGUAGUAGCUGUAGUAAUAAUGGUAGUAGUAGUUGCAGCAAUAGUACAAAGCCAGUUUUGGUUAGGUCCAGAAGUAUGGAAAAUUUGUCUGCUUCAAUGGGUGAGGGUUUGAUCAUAAGUCCUAAGCCAAAAGAAUUGGAAACUGUAUCAAAGGGUAUUCAGCAGCUGAAAAUGGAUGACUGUACCUGAGUAGCUAUUUACCUGACUCUGCUUCACCUAUUCAACCACACCUAACACUAUGUUUACUGAUUUUAUUCUGUUAUUACAUGUAAUCAUUAAUCUUUAUAGAAAGGUAACCAGUUAGGUUAUAUUUUGUCUCAUAAGUAGUGGCUUCACUUUUGAAUACAACAGCAAUCCCAAAUAAGUACAUACUUUGUAUAGGCUUGAAUGACUGAAGAAUACAAUAAUAGCACUUUACCAUAACUCUGUUAUAAAUGUUUGUAUGCAUGUGCAGUACACAUGUAGUUUCAUAAUUUUAUUGUUACACAAAGUAAGACCACUCUGCUUUUGUGAACUGACAAACACCAGAUCUGCUAGCCAAAGUAUUCAUAUGAGAAAAAAACUUAUUUAGUUUAAUUUUCUUGUUGCUUGUUAAAAAAAUUAUUUAUAUGCAUUUUAUGUUAAUUAUUACUUUUGACUGUGAUGUAUUGUUAUUUAACACAAUAGAAGAUUUCAUUUUAUUGCAGCAUAGCUAACAGAUUGCUGCAAUAAUAUCACUGAGUAUAAAUGAAUUGUUGUUACCAGUCAUACUAAAUGCAAUUUAAUCGUGAGAAAUAUUGAGCUUGUUCUUGAAUAUGCAAGACAUCAACCCAUAGGUGUCUAACACCCUUUUAUUUCUAUUAUUGACUGAUAGUUUUGCAACUUACCUUCCAAGAUAUUCUUAAUACAAUAAAGCAAAACACUUCAGUUGUUGCUAUAUUAGAAACCUCUGUUUGUCAAAGGUCAGCUCUCUAAGUGUGUCAGGUCAAUCACUGACCCUCUGUGCUCAUGCCCCAAGAGCACCUACUUAAGGAAGUCCACAUAGUUCUCUUCAGGUCUGUCUUAGUUGUGACAAGCACUUGAGGGCAGCAUGCUCCACCUCACUUCUUUUUACUUCAUAUAUGCUUGUCUAAACUGCAAGUAGUUGAUGUGUUGUUAAAGCAGUUGGUGUGUCUGACUUUGAAAAAACAGACAUUUAUUUUAACAGCUGGAAAAGCCCAACUUAAUAUGGAUUUUAGUGACAAAUUGUUAUUUUUUAAAUUGAUGUGGCAUGCAUUAAGUCAUGCAAAUGAAAAAAAUUGGAAAUCUGAUGUGAUUAAACAAUUCAUAAAUACGGCCGUCCAAUAUAAACUUAGAGUGUGAGUAUGUCUCAAGUCUGUUAACCACAUUGGAAUGAAAAAAGGCAAUUAAAUUGGUUAAAACUA